AUGACGCUCAUCUCCGAAGCCUUUUCUCCUGUGGCCGCGGUCACGGCCGGAGAGGACCUGAGUGACUUACAGGAGAUGAGGCGAGAGGCUCGCUCAGCCCUGUUCCGGGUGCCUCGCUUUUCUGGCUUUUCUGGGCGCUGGGGAUACACGUUGGAGGGGAGGGAGCAGCUGCCCCGCGCCCCCAGCCAGAAUGGCGAGGAGGAGCCCGAGGCGGAGCCCGGCGGGGAGGAGAGCAUCUCGGAGGCGGAGAAGGCGGCCAUGGACCUCAAGGACCCCAACCGCCCCCGCUUCACGCUGCAGGAGCUGCGGGACGUGCUGCACGAGAGGAACGAGCUCAAGUCCAAGGUGUUCUUGCUGCAGGAGGAGCUGGCAUACUAUAAGAGCGAAGAAAUAGAAGAGGAAAAUCGAAUACUGCAGCCCCCGCCCAUCGUCCACCCGAGGAUGUCCCCCCAGCCGGAGUCUGGGAUCAAGCGACUUAAAGAAGGUCCUUUAAGUGACGGGUUUAGCUUCUUCUCCCGGGACAAGAAGCGCCUGGCCACCACGCAGCGGGGCCCGCACGGCCAGGAGUCCUUC
Myotis brandtii (Brandt's bat) is the source of this 573-nucleotide messenger RNA. RefSeq names its product Rab interacting lysosomal protein-like 1 (gene RILPL1). The record is from RefSeq and is a predicted model, not a curated record. The annotation marks the transcript as partial. Lineage: Eukaryota; Metazoa; Chordata; Mammalia; Chiroptera; Vespertilionidae. Gene Ontology annotation, molecular function: protein dimerization activity. Gene Ontology annotation, cellular component: ciliary basal body; cytoplasm. Gene Ontology annotation, biological process: cilium assembly. The transcript has 6 exons.